AUGCUUAAUCUGUCUCUCUCUCUCACUUUCUCCUUGUGCCGUCUCUCUCUCUCACUUUCUCCUUGUGCCGUCUCUCUCUCUCACUUUCUCCUUGUGCCGUCUCUCUCUCUCACUUUCUCCUUGUGCCGUCUCUCUCUCUCUCACUUUCUCCUUGUGCCGUCUCUCUCUCUCUCACUUUCUCCUUGUGCCGUCUCUCUCUCUCUCACUUUCCCCUUGUUCCGUCUCUCACUCUCUCUCUCUCACUUUCCCCUUGUUCCGUCUCUCACUCUCUCUCUCUCACUUUCCCCUUGUUCCGUCUCUCACUCUCUCUCUCUCACUUUCCCCUUGUGUCGUCUCUCACUCUCUCUCUCUCACAUUCCCCUUGUGCCGUCUCUCCUCUCUCUCUCACUUUCCCCUUGUGCCGUCUCUCUCUCUCUCUCAUUCCCCUUGUGCCCUCUCUCUCUCACAUUCCCCUUGUGCGUCUCUCUCUCUCUCUCCACAUUCCCCUUGUGCCGUCUCUCUCUCUCUCUCACAUUCCCCUUGUGCCGUCUCUCUCUCUCUCUCGCUUUCCCCUUGUGCCGUCUCUCUCUCUCUCUCCACUUUCCCCUUGUGCCGUCUCUCUCUCUCUCUCUCUUUCCCCUUGUGCCAUCUCUCUCUCUCUCUCUCACUUUCCCCUUGUGCCGUCUCUCUCUCUCACUUUCCCCUUGUGCCGUCUCUCUCUCUCACUUUCCCCUUGUGCCGUCUCUCUCUCUCACUUUCCCCUUGUGCCCGUCUCUCUCUCUCUCACUUUCCCCUUGUGCCCGUCUCUCUCUCUCUCCUUUCCCCUUGUGCCGUCUCUCUCUCUCUCACUUUCCCCUUGUGCCGUCUCUCUCUCUCUCACUUUCCCCUUGUGCCGUCUCUCUCUCUCACUUUCCCCUUGUGCCGUCUCUCUCUCUCUCACUUUCCCCUUGUGCCGUCUCUCUCUCUCACUUUCCCCUUGUGCCGUCUCUCUCUCUCUCACUUUCCCCUUGUGCCGUCUCUCUCUCUCUCACUUUCCCCUUGUGCCUCUCUCUCUCUCUCUCACCCUCCUGUGCUGUCUCUCUCUCUCUCUCUCUCACCCUCCCGUGCCGUCUCUCCCUCUCUCUCUCACCCUCCCGUGCCGUCUCUCCCUCUCUCUCACUCCCCCUUCACUCCCCCCCUGUGCCGUCUCUCUCUCUCUCUCUCACACUUUUUCUCCUCUCUCCGUCUGGGGAUUACCAGUUGACAGUUUAA
Messenger RNA from Acanthosepion pharaonis, 1230 nucleotides. NCBI's taxonomy places the organism in Eukaryota, Metazoa, Mollusca, Cephalopoda, Sepiida, Sepiidae. The record is from the annotation of a GenBank genome assembly.